Micropterus dolomieu (smallmouth bass) is the source of this 3099-nucleotide messenger RNA. It is a transcript of the gene myo16, whose product is annotated as myosin XVI. Bases 13 to 3099 code for a protein of 1028 amino acids. NCBI's taxonomy places the organism in Eukaryota, Metazoa, Chordata, Actinopteri, Centrarchiformes, Centrarchidae. Gene Ontology annotation, biological process: phosphatidylinositol 3-kinase/protein kinase B signal transduction; neuron projection morphogenesis; negative regulation of G1/S transition of mitotic cell cycle. The transcript is spliced from 26 exons. Gene Ontology annotation, cellular component: perinuclear region of cytoplasm; nucleoplasm; myosin complex. Gene Ontology annotation, molecular function: protein phosphatase binding; ATP binding; actin filament binding. The record is from RefSeq and is a predicted model, not a curated record.
CCAGCCUGCAUCAUGUAUAAACACGCAGAGGGAUGUGUUAGCGGUUGUUUCCAGCUAUGUAAUGUCUUUCGUCAGAACAUGGAGAUAGACCAGUGUCUGCUGGAGUCUCUCCCCAUUGGCCAGCGCCAGCGGCUGGUCAGGAGGAUGCGCUGUGACCAAAUAAGGGCGUACUACGAGAGGGAAAAGAGCUUUCAGCGCCAGCAAGGUGACAGCAAGGUUCGAGCCCCGCCCACCCACCGCAAGAAACACCACGUCCGCUUCAGCCUCCCCGACAUCGUACAGGAUGCCAUCAUUCGCCAUGACGACAAAGAAGUAUUGCGUCUUCUGAAGGAGGGAGCAGAUCCCAACACUCCCAUUUCUUCUGGAGGAUCCUUGCUACACCUGUGUGCUCGCCAUGACAAUGUGUUUGCGGCGGAACUUCUGAUUGAGCGAGGAUUGAAUGUCAACCUGCAGGACGAAGACCUGUGGACAGCCCUGCAUGUAGCAUGUGUAUGUGACCAUGCAGAUGUGGUGCUCCUGCUGCUGCUGGCUGGGGUGAAUGUUCUGCUGCAGGACGUCAACGGAAACAUCCCUUUAGACUACGCCUCUGAGGGAACUGAGACCAGCUACAUCCUCCGAAAACACCUGGAGGAAAAUGGUGUGGAUGAGUCAUCCAUGCACACCAUGAAGACACAGAGACCCAGCACAAUGCUGUCUGAUGUUAGACAGCUUGUAACCACAGGCGGAAGCCUCAACCAGACUAAUGAUGACGGGGUCACUCUGCUCCACAUAGCAUGUGCCAGUGGUUAUAGAGAGGUGGUGUCUGUGUUGUUGGAGAGUGGGGUGGACCCUCAUCCUGCUGAUAACAACUUUUGGACCCCUCUCCACCUGGCUGCUAAAUAUGGACAGACAAGCAUCGUUAGCCAGCUCCUGAGGCACGGAGCAAACCCAACUCUGUUGAACUGCAACCAAGAUAAGCCCUCAGACAUUGCUGUGUCAGAGCCCAUAGCUGAGAUGCUGCUAAACGCAGAGGAGAGCUGGCUGCAGAGACUGACGGACCCCUCAGCUCCUCUACCCCGCACUGACCAACGCUAUGAUGGCGGUUCUCACGAUCUCAACACUCCUGUCAAGAACAUGAGCCCCCUGGGUCUCUCUAUCUCUAAGCGAGACAGUCUGCUGGAGAAGUGUGCCAUGUUCAGAGAGGCAGGUGGAGCACUGAGCAGACAGCCCUCCCAGGACAAUGGCCUAGAUGGCCCCUUUAGCUCUGGAAGCAGCAAACUGGAGCAGGUCAAGCUGAUGCCACCAGCCCCCAAUGAUGACCUGGCGUCCCUCAGUGAGCUGACUGACAGCAGCCUGCUCUACGAGAUGCAGAAGCGGUUUGGCAAUGACCAAAUAUAUACUUACAUUGGACACAUCCUUCUGCUGGUCAAUCCAAACAAAGAGCUGCCCAUCUACUCCACUUUGGUGAGCCAGUUGUACCUGAGCUCCACAGGUCGUCUGUGCUCCUCUCUGCCUCCUCACAUCUUCUCCUCAGCAGAAAGAGCUUACCACAUGAUGCUGCAGGAGAGACGCCCGCAGUGUUUUAUCUUGAGUGGCGAAAGUGGUUCUGGGAAAACAGAGGCCUCUAAGCACAUAGUGAGACACUUGACAGCCCGCUCCAGCCCCAAAGGCUUUGCGCUGGAGCCCAGAAUGAAACACGUUAACUGUAUUCUGGAGGCCUUUGGUCAUGCAAAGACUCUGAGGAACAACAACUCAAGCCGCUUUAUCAAGCUGUUGACCAUCCAGUACUGUGAAAAGAGAAGGACGCUGCUCCGAGCCCGUGUGUACACCCACAUGCUGGAGAAGUCUCGCCUGGUCCACCUGCCUCCUCACCAACACAACUUCAGCAUCUUCUAUCUGAUGGCUGAAGGCCUGUCACCGGAGGAGAACAGCGCACUUUACCUCAACAACGUCCUGGCUCAUAGGUAUCUUAGUGGAGGACUUCCGGGAGAGAAGCCUCCAGUAGCUACAGCCUCUACCCAGAGCAGGGAACGCCUCGCAGCAGUCAAGCAAGCUCUGCGAGCUCUGGGUUUCAACAAACAGGAGGUUGACUCAGUGUUCAUGCUGUUAUCCGCUGUGCUCCAUAUUGGGGACCUACGUUUUACGGCAUUGACAGAUGCCGAUACAGCCUUCCCUUCUGACCUGCAGCUGCUGGAGAGAGUUUCUGGAAUGUUGCAGGUGUGCUCCAAUGACUUAAGCACGGCCCUCACCUCAGACAUUCAGUACUUCAAAGGUGACGUGAUCACUCGGCGCCACACAGUGGAAAUGUCAGAACAGUACAGAGACCAGCUCGCAAAGGCCAUCUACGGACGCCUCUUCAGCUAUCUGGUCAACAGUACCAACGACUACCUUCAGGGACAGCAGGACAGCAUUGGUGAUCCUUCCUUAGAAAUUGGGAUCUUGGACAUCUUUGGGUUUGAAGAAGUUCAGAGGAAUGGAUUUGAGCAGCUGUGCGUGAACAUGACCAACGAGCGGCUGAGACAGUUUGUCUCUGAGGUGCUGUUCCAGCAGGAGCAGGCUGAGUGUCUGCAGGAGGGCAUCGCCAUGGAGAGCCCGCGCUCCCCCACCAUCCAACCAGCCGUUGUGGACUUCUUUCUUCAGAAGCCUCAAGGACUGCUGUGUGUGUUAGAUGAGGAGAGCCAGAGCCUGCGGCCAGCAGAGCAGACCCUGUACAAGAGGCUGUCAACCCAGCUGGACUCCAAUCCGACUCACGGCCUCUCUCUCACAACCAAGGACGGCAAUGGAAACCCCCCCCCCAAAGACCAGGGCCCAGCAUUUACUGUCAGCCACUAUGCUGGACAGAUUUCAUAUGACCUCACAGGGUCACUCACAAGAAACAAGGACUCCCUUCCUCAGAAUCUCUUGUUAAUGAUGAAGUCCAGCGAGUGUGUGUUACUGCAGCAGCUCUUCCAGUCCAAGUUGACUCAGACUGGUUCUCUGGUGCCAGCAGCCCAGGGCCGUGCUGGGCUGAGGGGGCCUAAAGCUGCACUGUUGCUCCACAGGAUGUCAUCAUCCUCCCUUGUCACUGCCAAUACUGUCCCCCAGCAGCCCCGGAGGUUCCAUGAUCUUACCAAGGUUUGA